Brassica oleracea var. oleracea is the source of this 962-nucleotide messenger RNA. Its product is annotated as protein TSS-like. The transcript has 6 exons. The coding region runs from base 105 to 962 and encodes 285 amino acids. Lineage: Eukaryota; Viridiplantae; Streptophyta; Magnoliopsida; Brassicales; Brassicaceae. Gene Ontology annotation, biological process: organelle organization. Gene Ontology annotation, molecular function: protein binding. The record is from RefSeq and is a predicted model, not a curated record. Gene Ontology annotation, cellular component: cytoplasm.
ACACAGAGUUAGCUUUGAAGUAUGUCAACCGUGCAUUGUACCUUCUGCAUCUAACAUGUGGACCGUCACAUCCAAAUACUGCUGCCACUUAUAUUAAUGUAGCGAUGAUGGAAGAAGGUUUGGGGAAUGUCCAUGUGGCUUUAAGAUACCUUCAUGAAGCGUUGAAAUGUAACCAGAGACUACUUGGAGCUGAUCAUAUCCAGACUGCUGCAAGUUACCAUGCCAUUGCUAUUGCUCUUUCUCUGAUGGAAGCAUACUCCUUGAGCGUCCAACAUGAGCAGACCACUCUACAGAUUCUACAAGCAAAAUUAGGCCUUGAGGAUCUUCGGACACAGGAUGCGGCUGCGUGGCUUGAGUAUUUUGAGUCUAAAGCUCUGGAACAACAAGAAGCUGCACGAAAUGGUACUCCCAAGCCAGACGCCUCUAUUUCCAGCAAAGGCCAUCUCAGUGUAUCAGACCUGCUGGAUUAUAUAACCCCGGAGACUGAUCUCAAAGCAAGGGACGCCCAAAGGAAAGCUCGCAUGAAGGUCAAGGGAAGACCAGGACAAAGUCCAACAUCUGUGUUAGAAGAAAAUCAGAAAGAUGAUGAAAUUCUGACUCCGACUCCUAUCACUGUGGAGAGUUCAAGUGAUAAAGACAAUAAGUCCGAAGCAAAACCUGUAGAAACAAAGGUUGAUAAACGUGAUAUGGAACCUCAAGAUCAGGUGACUCUGGUUAAGCCAGAGUCCACAGCCCAAGAGGAUGACUCCUCUGACGAAGGAUGGCAAGAAGCUGUCCCGAAAAAUCGCUAUCCUUCUGGGCGUAGAACCCGUCCCAGCCUGGCAAAGCUGAACACAAACUUCACGAACGCGAACCAGCAGAUAUCAAAAAGCAGAGGAAAACCCACCAAUUUCGCGUCCCCAAGGACUAGCCCAAAUGAGAUUUCAAUAUCUGCUGCUGGUUCUACUUCCCAGCAAUGUUAA